AUGGCGGAAGCACAAGCGAAUGGCGUUGCCAACGGCGAAGUCAAUGGCCUCGCAAACGGCGAAGCGCCCAAGAACAAGCUCCUUGAUCAGGUAGUCCGAACACCUGGACGUCAGCCGUCGCCUCAGCCAACACGCCUGAGCGUGCCAGGAGCGCUGCCUCACCGCGUCCUCCACGAGGAAGGCUCUGGCUAUGUUGCUCCCAAGUUCGAGGGCAAGACGCAGCAGAUGGAGGAGGUCAUGGACCAGGUGGAAGAGAAGGGCUUCAUUCCAGGUGACUUGGUGGAGGCGGAGACCAAGUGGUUCUACAACGAGCUUGGCAUCGACGACAUGUACUUCAGCACCGAGAGUGUUGACGCUGUUGUCAGCCACAUCCACUCGCUGUAUGCGGCCAAGGUGGCUGCGUACGCAAGAGAUGACAAGAAGCUGGAGAUCCGUCUUGACAAGGAGGCCACCGAUCAUGCCGUGUACAUUGACACCAGUGUGCCAGGCAUUACCGCGCCAGACGGUUCGCAAUUCGAGACGAGACUUGAGCAAAAGUACCUGGAUGGCGGCAGAGGCUUGAACAGCUACCGCGUGGAGUCGUUCCGAUCGCCCAGCAAGAUUCCAGGCGGUAACGAUCAGUCCCUCCGAUGCUACUUCGUCUACCAGUCGAGCUUCAAGAACAAGACCCCAUCGGCAGACGAGAAGCGAGUUGAAGAGCUUGGAGAUGAGCGCUUCCUGCUCAAGACGACCAAGAACACCAGAGACAUCUACCAGGAAGUCAUGGAUGCGGUGGUGACAAGAACAGGACCUGUCAUUGACAUGUAUGACGUCGAGGGUUCGCGCGAGAAGAGGCUCGUCGUUGGCUUCAAGCAGGGCACGGCACUUGGUCUCUUCGCGGCAUUGAGCGACCUUUAUCACUACUAUGGCUUGACGUCGUCCAGGAAGUACGUCGAGCAGUUCAGCAACGGCAUUACGAUCAUGUCCAUCUACCUCAAGCCUGGGUCACAGACAAUCUCGGCCAAGCACCCACCCAUCGAGGCCAGCAUCCACCAGGUGAUGAAGGAGAUCUCGCUCCUGUACUGCAUUCCACAAAACAAGUUCCAAGCCCACUUCAACAGCGGCCGUCUCUCGCUGCAGGAGGCCAUCUACGCUCACUGUGUCUGGGUGUUUGUGCAGCACUUCUUGAACAGGCUGGGAGGCGAAUACAACACACUCAGAACACUUCUCGACACCACCAACAGCGUUCAUGCAGAGCUGCUCACGAAGCUCAAGAAGCGUCUGCGAACCGAAACAUUUACCGCCGACUACAUCCUCGAGAUCAUCAACCAGUACCCUGACCUGAUCCGCUCUCUAUACCUGUCAUUCGCCAACGCCCACUAUGUCCAGACACGAGGCGAGCAAGAUGACUUCCUCCCAACACUUUCCUAUCUUCGAAUGAAGGUCGAGCGAGUGCUCACUGAUGAUGAGCUGAAAGAGGCCGUCUCGAAGACCGUCAUUAACGAGCACCACGAAAUGGUGAUGACUGCUUUCCGCGUCUUCAACAAUGCUGUGCUCAAGACAAACUUCUACACACCCACCAAGGUCGCACUGAGCUUCCGUUUGAACCCUUCGUUCUUGCCAGCUGAGGAAUACCCGCAGCCACUCUACGGCAUGUUUCUGGUCAUCAGCUCCGAGUUCAGAGGGUUCCAUCUUCGUUUCAGAGAUAUUGCACGUGGUGGUAUCCGCAUCGUCAAGUCUAGGAGUCGAGAGGCGUACGCCAUCAACGCCCGAUCUUUAUUCGAUGAGAACUACAACCUGGCGAAUACGCAGCAACGCAAGAACAAAGACAUCCCAGAAGGUGGUAGCAAAGGUGUUGUCCUGCUUGAUAUCCAACAUCAAGACAAGACGAUUGUUGCCUUUGAGAAGUACAUCGACUCGAUCAUGGAUCUGCUCUUGCCCCCCACAAGUCCUGGUAUCAAAGAUCCAAUUGUCGAUCUGCACGGCAAGGAAGAGAUCUUGUUCAUGGGUCCCGACGAGAACACUGCUGAUCUCGUGAACUGGGCGACUGAGCACGCACGAGUACGUGGCGCACCAUGGUGGAAGUCGUUCUUCACUGGAAAGUCGCCCAAGCUGGGUGGUAUCCCACAUGACCACUACGGUAUGACCACUCUCUCGGUCCGUGAGUACGUCAAAGGCAUCUACAGAAAGCUCGACCUCGACCAAAGCCAGGUCAGAAAGCUGCAGACUGGUGGUCCAGAUGGUGAUCUCGGCUCAAACGAGAUUCUGCUCGGCUCAGAGAAGUACUGUGCUAUUGUCGAUGGGUCUGGUGUGCUUGUCGACCCACAUGGUCUGAACAAGGAUGAGCUCGUGCGACUUGCCCGAGAGCGCAAGAUGAUUGUCAACUACGACACUACCAAGCUGUCCCCUGCAGGCUACCGUGUGCUGGUCGAAGAAAACAACGUGACACUACCGUCUGGCGAGAUUGUCAACAAUGGUACCGCAUUCCGCAACACCUUCCAUCUGAGAAGCAGCGACAACGAGAAGUACGAUGUCUUUGUACCAUGCGGUGGACGACCAGAAUCGAUCGACUUCACCAGUGCAGCCAAGCUCAUCUCGAAGGGCAAGUCUAUCAUCUCCUACAUCGUGGAAGGUGCCAACCUCUUCAUCACACAAGAAGCAAAGCUACGUCUGGAGAAGGCAGGUUGCAUUGUGUUCAAGGACGCAUCGGCGAACAAGGGUGGUGUGACCAGCUCUUCCCUUGAAGUCCUGGCGUCUCUAUCAUUCGAUGACGAGAGCUUCUUGGAGAACAUGUGUGUGCACAAGGAUGGUACUACACCACAAUUCUACCAAGACUACGUACGCCAGGUGCAGAAGAUCAUUCAAGAGAACGCACGACUAGAGUUUGAGGCUAUUUGGCGAGAGAAUGAGCAGACUGGUAUCGCACGAAGCAUCCUCAGUGACCAGCUCAGCAAUGCGAUCACGAAGAUGGACGAGGAGCUGCAAGGUACCACUCUAUGGGACAACAUCAACCUCCGACGAAGUGUGCUCAAUGACGCAUUACCGAACCUACUCCUGCAGAAGGUUGGCCUGGAGAAGAUUCUUGAGCGGGUCCCUGAAUCCUACCUCCGCGCCAUCUUCGGCAGCUUCCUCGCCAGCCGCUUCAUCUACAGCAUGGGCAUUUCAGCAUCACCUGUCAGCUUCUUUGCUUUCAUGAACGAGCGUAUGGCACACUUGACCAAUGGUGCAGAAGUAACUGCACAAUAG
Messenger RNA from Fulvia fulva, 3225 nucleotides. RefSeq names its product NAD-specific glutamate dehydrogenase. Gene Ontology annotation, molecular function: L-glutamate dehydrogenase (NAD+) activity. The transcript has 2 exons. NCBI's taxonomy places the organism in Eukaryota, Fungi, Ascomycota, Dothideomycetes, Mycosphaerellales, Mycosphaerellaceae. Bases 1 to 3225 code for a protein of 1074 amino acids. The record is from RefSeq and is a predicted model, not a curated record. Gene Ontology annotation, cellular component: mitochondrion.